Messenger RNA from Vombatus ursinus (common wombat), 918 nucleotides. RefSeq names its product mas-related G-protein coupled receptor member X1-like. NCBI's taxonomy places the organism in Eukaryota, Metazoa, Chordata, Mammalia, Diprotodontia, Vombatidae. The transcript is spliced from 2 exons. Gene Ontology annotation, cellular component: membrane. Gene Ontology annotation, molecular function: G protein-coupled receptor activity. Gene Ontology annotation, biological process: G protein-coupled receptor signaling pathway. The record is from RefSeq and is a predicted model, not a curated record. Bases 1 to 918 code for a protein of 305 amino acids.
AUGGAGAGAAGUGCAAAUGAGAGUUUAGUUCUUGUGGAACCUGGAAAUUUUGAUUUGGGCGACUGGAUGGAGAUCCUCACUGCGCUCAUUGCUAUAGUCGGGCUGGUGGGGAACAGCGUCGUCCUCCUCGUCCUGUGGCUCCUGGGCUUCCGCAUCCCCAGGAACCCCUUCUCCAUCUACAUCCUCAACCUGGCUGGGGCUGACACCCUCUUCCUUUGUGGACAGUUUGCGCUCUCCAUCCAUGGAUUUCUUGAGUAUCUGAGACUUUCGGUCAUGGGCCUGCUCUAUGUCACAUCCACAUCCUACACAGCGGGCCUGAGCCUCCUGGCUGCGAUCAGCACCCAGCGCUGUGUAGCCGUGCUCUUCCCCAUCUGGUACAGAUGUCACCACACCAAGCACACGUCUGCGGCAGUGUGUGCUGUCCUCUGGGCUCUGGCCAGCCUGCUGUGGCUAUCACUUUUUUUCUUUUGUACUUCUUGGUAUAAUUCUCAUCUGUGUUAUGCAGUCCCCAGAGUGCUGGUCGUCUGGUUCUUCCUCCUCACAUGUGUGCUGUGUGUGUCCAGCCUGACUCUGCUGCUGAGGGUCCAGUGUAGCUCCCAGCGCAGGCAGCCCUCCAGGCUCUACCUUCUGGUCCUGCUCACUGUCCUUGUGUUCCUGCUCUGUGGACUGGCCCCUGGGAUUGAAAUUAUCAUGCUGCUCUUUGACGUAAUGUUCAAGCCUCUUUGGCUCCCUAUGAUCCUGGCCUGUGUGAACAGCAGUGCAAACCCCUUUAUUUACUUCUUCCUGGGCAGUCAAAGGCAUAAAAGAAGGAGGGAGCCCCUCAGGGUGGUCCUGCAGAGGGCCAUGGCAGAUGACCAAGAGUCAGAGGGUGAAUCAAGGGAAACUCCCCACACCAGCACCCUGGAGACAUCACCCUGA